This is a messenger RNA of Seriola aureovittata, 7540 nucleotides long. Its product is annotated as vitamin D3 receptor B. Gene Ontology annotation, biological process: negative regulation of transcription by RNA polymerase II; cell differentiation; positive regulation of transcription by RNA polymerase II. Bases 561 to 1838 code for a protein of 425 amino acids. NCBI's taxonomy places the organism in Eukaryota, Metazoa, Chordata, Actinopteri, Carangiformes, Carangidae. The transcript has 10 exons. Gene Ontology annotation, cellular component: nucleus. The record is from RefSeq and is a predicted model, not a curated record. Gene Ontology annotation, molecular function: zinc ion binding; nuclear receptor activity; vitamin D response element binding.
AAAAGUAAUGGCCAUCUAUUUGGGUCCUGAAGAAGGAGGGAUAAUUCUCGUCGGACUACCGUAGGUGUGAUUGAAUUUUCUUUAUGUUAGCGUGCACGUUCGCCCGACAGUGAUAACCGGUUGCGCCUUAACCGGUUUUUCCGUUGGAUGUCCGCUGCCCGUGGUCGCAGAACGGUUAAUAAGCUGGCUGAACUUGGAGCCGCGUUUUAGGGUUAAAGCAGCCAGCCAGCCACGCUAACGUUAGCCACUACCAGCGCUGCUGUGAGAGCCAGCGUCUGAAAAGGGCGUACGAGUUUGACGUUUUCUCCCCAAGUCUCCUCACAUUUCUGAGUUUGGUACAACGCCGUCCUCUCUCCUCAAAGCUAACCUGGCCCAGGCAACAUGGAGGGGGCACACUUUGCAAGAGCAUGAAGACGACGACGACGAACGGCAACUAAAGAGGAUUAAAUGUAACUCGGUCUUGAUGGGGAAAAGUUGAGCUGAGGAUUAACAACUUGGGAUAAACUGAAGAAAGGUUUCAAGUCUUACCUAUUGUACAAGGGCAUGCUAAAACCUCAGUGAUGGAGCCCACAGUUGUGAGUACGUCCACUCUGGCCCCCGAUGAGUUCGACAGGAACGUGCCGCGGAUCUGUGGCGUUUGUGGUGACAAAGCCACUGGCUUCCACUUCAACGCCAUGACCUGUGAGGGCUGCAAGGGUUUUUUCAGGCGCAGUAUGAAGCGCAAGGCCACCUUCACAUGUCCCUUUAACGGCAGUUGCACCAUCACCAAGGACAACAGGCGCCACUGCCAGGCAUGCCGGCUCAAACGCUGUGUGGACAUUGGCAUGAUGAAAGAGUUCAUUCUGACAGAUGAGGAAGUGCAGAGGAAGAAGGACCUGAUUCAACGAAGGAAGGAGGAGGAGGCGCAGCGCGAAGCAGAGAGGGAGGCACGGCGACCCCGGCUCACUGACGAGCAAAGUCAGGUCAUCGCCACACUGGUGGAGGCACACCACAAAACAUAUGACGACUCCUACUCUGACUUCUGCCGCUUCAGGCCUCCUGUGCGUGAGGGCCCAGUGACGCGUAGCGCUAGCAGAGCUGCCUCUCUCCACUCUCUGUCUGAUGCCUCAUCUGACUCGUUCAGUCACUCUCCAGAGUCAGUAGACACCAAAAUGAACUUAAACAACCUGCUGAUGAUGUACCAGGAGCAGGGCAGCAGCCCUGAUUCCAGUGAGGAGGAGGGCUCCAGCUUCUCCAUGCUGCCUCACCUAGCUGACCUGGUGUCCUAUAGCAUCCAGAAGGUCAUUGGAUUUGCCAAGAUGAUCCCUGGGUUCAGGGAGUUGACUGCAGAGGACCAGAUUGCCUUGCUCAAGUCCAGCGCCAUUGAAGUGAUCAUGCUGCGCUCAAAUCAGAGCUUCAACCUGGAAGACAUGUCCUGGAGCUGUGGUGCGCCUGACUUUAAAUACCAGAUCAGUGAUGUCACCAAAGCGGGCCACACUCUGGAGCUGUUGGAGCCACUGGUGAAGUUCCAGGUGGGCCUGAAGAAGCUCAGCCUGCACGAGGAGGAACAUGUGCUGCUGAUGGCCAUCUGCCUGCUUUCUCCAGACCGCCCAGGUGUGCAGGAUCACGCACGGAUCGAAGCCCUCCAAGACCGCCUUUCAGAGACCCUGCAGGCCUACAUCCAGCUUCACCACCCAGGAGGACGGCUGCUCUACGCCAAGAUGAUCCAGAAACUGGCCGACCUGCGCAGCCUCAAUGAGGAGCACUCCAAACAGUACCGCUCACUCUCCUUCCAGCCGGAGCACAGCAUGCAGCUCACCCCGCUGGUGUUGGAGGUGUUCGGCAGUGAAGUCUCCUAGAGGCCGCCUCUGAACCUCAGAGGUCCAGCGGAAGCUGGAGACGAGGCCCCUGGGGGUAAAAUGGAGGGAGAGAGCUGAGAAUGUGCCAGAUGAGCUAAAUGGAGGUGUGAAGUAAGAUGCGAGUAGAGGAGAGGAAAUGGUGUGCGUGUGUGCGCGUGUAUGUUUAUGUAUGUGUGUGUGUGUGUGUUGGGUAUGUGGUUUCAUGUGUGUCUUGUCUAAAGAAGUCUAUCUUGGUGUAAAGGCCAAGGUUGUAUGGAGAGCAAGCAGAUGCUAAAAGACACAGUAAACAAGGGAACUUCAUAUAAUACAGAUUAAACUAUACAUACAACUUCUGCCUAUAUACAGUGUUUUGUCUGUAUUUAAAUCAACAAACAGCUGCUUCAGAUGCCAGGACAUUUUGUGUGUGCACAUUGUCGUCCACACACCAACACAACAAACAUACUCAGUUAUUCAUCUAGCCAUUCAGUUGAGCUACCUCUUGGUUUUACUGGGGUUGUUUUAUAUUUAUAUUUACAUCACCUAUGUGAAACAGUAACUUUUACACAGAACAAUUUAGAUACCGUACAGAUGACAUUUCAGUUUAUUGGUGCAAAAGCAGUGCCUGCACAUUACUUUGACGUUUUUGGAUGUUUCAAAAAAUCCUGUAUUUUGUUUUUCAUCUGCUACUCUCAAAGGCAGCAAAUGUAUAUGACUGUGUAUACAAUUCAAACACAUGCCUUUCACCUUUCACCAAAGGUAUGGUCAACUACUUUCUCAAAAGCUUCCAGUACCUAAAAUAAUAACCUUGCUGCUCCAUGGGUCUUUCAUGCAUGCAGUCUUUCGACAUGCUAGCAAGUUGUCUGACUAGCCUCACAGCCUAUGAAGGAAAAUGUCAUUAUAUAGGUUUAUACUGCAGAGUAGAGAGCAUAGUCUGUAAUUUAGUCAGGUUUUGAUAGGAAUUUGGGGUGCUUGGUUUUGAGGUGAGAAUUAGCCACUAAAUGUGUUAGCUACUUUUACACUGCUAACUGUCAAUCAAACUAAGCCUGCAUUAAGGCUUGUUACUCUCUUUUGAAAUUGUUUUUCAUUAUUCUUCUCUUUUAUUUUAAUUGUUUAUUUUCCUGUAAAUAGUUAAUUGCUACCACAUGUAUCCUAAGCACUGUUAUACCACCUUUUACUCAAGCCUAUGUAUUGAUAUACGGCAUCUAUAUUAUCACAGAUUUUAAAGGGCUAAAAUGCCAAAUCUAACUGGAAUAGUAAAUCGAGGCCAAAGCAAGGGGCCUCUCUUGUUAAUAUAUAGCUGCAUACCUUACUUGGAAUUGGCAUAGAUACGGAUGUAAUUGCAAUGGUCUCUUUUGUGUUUUAUACGUUACUUCACCUUUAAAAACAAUUCCAUGAAUUGUUCCUCCUCAGUACACAGUGAGCUCGGUGGGUGGAGAGCUUGGGAAGCUGCUUCAGACCUCCACAGAUAUCACACCCCUUUCAUUUCUGACUGGGAAGUGGAUUUUCUAGAAUGUCUGAGGGCCUGGUUGUGGCGGUGGUGCGCACCUCUACACCCAGGCCCUCCUGUUUGAUGAUGUAUGCUGCGCAGCCCUCUAGUGGCUGAAUUAUGUAAAUACCAGGUAUAUAUAUCUAUAUAUAGAUAUGGAUAUAUAUCUAUAUAUAUAUAUAUGUAAUGUAUCUGUCGCUGUACAUAGGGCUACAUAUUUCUCAAGGCUAAUUUUUUCAGAAAUAUAUAUGCAAAUACAAUAUUGACCCUUUUUUGUUUUAGAUUCAUUAUUACAAUGUUCUGAGACACUAUGCUCUUUGUUUUGACUUUGAUAAUGUUUUUGGUAAGAAUGAGUUAAGAAUGGCUUCAACAGGGAUUGCUUGUGUAUUUGACUCAGUCAGAUUAUUAUUUGUGUAGCGGUGGGUUGAUGUAUUUGAAUAAUUUCCAAGGUUCAUUUUCCGAAAGAGGACGAGCUAAACCUACCGUGCUGCUCUCUAAUAUAAGCCAUAUAGAUCACAAAGCUAGUUAUACACCUGAUGCAUUACAGUACAUCAACAUGAUGACUCCAGAGCCUUGAUAUUCUCAUUAUAUAAUCUACUAAACUCAUGCUAUUUAUCUAUGGCUUUUGGAAGAUAAGCUUGUAUAUGAUAGGAACUCAUAUGCCUUUUCUCUGCUGUCAAUCAUCUUUGGCUUAUGCUUCAUCAGACAGCAUCUAAUGGCUUAUAAACCAAACUGCCAAGAGAAUUUAUUGCUUUAGAUUUAGAGGCCAGUAAUGUAUGGCUUGCCGCAUGUGGGAUUAUGGUGAAAGUAUAUGAGACGACGUGUCUUUUAUAUCAAGACAAUUCCCCAAAGAAGCGUUAAGUCUAAUCCCUGCCAAGUGCAAGUGAUUUCAUGAGGAGCAACUUGGCUUCAAGGAAAUCAUUUGCAGAGAUGACACUAAAGUCUCAAACAUUUCUUUUUGUCUUCUAUUUGCUGUGUGACAGAAGACAUCUGUUCAAACUGUUCCUGUGAUUGGCUGUAUGGGCUUCCUAUGUCAGACCUAGAGCUUCCUUCAUCUCAGCAGACCAGGGUUACUCUGUGACCAUAGAGGAAGAUGGUGAGAGAGAGAGAGAGAGAGAGCAUAUGUUUGUUGUUGAGCUCAACGUGUUUUCACAACUGCUUCGUGAGAAGUUGUGACAGUUGUUGCUUUAAUCUGUUCAGCCCACAUGGGUUUUUUUUUUUCUUUCUUUUUCUUUUCUUUUUUUUUUUGAAGUCCAUUCUCCGUCACUGUGGCUUUAUUCCAACUUUUCGCUAUCAGUCACUGUGACACUCUGCAAGCUGAGAGUCAGGGUUGAACACACAGAUGAUCUGCAUAGCUCAGAUGGUUAAUAUUUCUUGGAUGUUUCUAUAUUCACAAAAUUAUAACAAGUUUUGGUUUUCUUCCUGAAAAUCAUUGGGAUUAUAUUGUGUAUAUAUAUAAUUCCACAUGUCCCACAAAUUUCCCUGCUGUGAUUGAACUUUAAGGAGUUGAGGCUCGAGUGUCUUUAGGCAGUACCACUCAUAUGUAUAGUAUGUUAGUUUGAUGAGGGGUAUGAUGUGCUUGGUUACUGAACACUGACUUUUGAAGUUUUGAAAAGUCUCCAUGUUGAUUUUUCUCUGAUUACAUACUUCUGUAUGUAGCUAUUGGUUUGAUUUUGUUCUAUUUUCUUUUUGAGAUAGAGAUGCAGUGUUGAUUUGUGUAUGUUUAAUACAGUGGGAGGUUUGGUGAACAUGUAAGUGCCACGGGAAGAGGUCCCUCCACACAAGAACAGGGUAAAAGAGGAGUUCUCUUGGGGAUUUGAAAACCGAACAGGAAGAGUCUUGAGGAUGCAUCAUACAGCCGCUUAUUGAACAAGUAGUUUUUGGUCAGUACCACAUAGCGUCGGGGGAAUUCUGACUUCAGCUUUUGUCGUGAGAAGGGAACCCCCUGUUUCCCUUUUAUGACUGAAUAUGUGAUUAAAUGUUGUUUUUGGGACCUUUUUCCCCAUUUAAUAACCCACACCAAUGUACUGUGCACAAUGUGCAAAUGCAGUUAAUCUAAAUAUGAUGCAUCCCCAGAGUUUCCUAUUUGGUUUCACCAUGGUAGGCUGCUCAGAAUCCGUAAGUUUAAACUCUGCAUCGUGGUUGUUAAAAUACUGGAACUUGAAAACCAUACGUCAGUGGAAAUCUACACUACAAAUUAGAUGGAUCCAUCUUUGUUGAGAUUUCCUCAAGAUUGGCAACAUAACACAGUAACAAUGCCUGCAAUAUACAACUCAUGGUACACUAUCACCAGCAAGCUUUACAGUUUAUCAUGUUAGUAGACAUUUUUGAAGUUUUUUGUAUAACUGUUGCCAUUACAAAUCCUGUCUGUAAAACAUGUAUAUCAUUCAUAGAAAACAGUUGGCCAUCUCCCAUGCAAAGGCUUUCAAGUCUUUAUUAUUUUUUAUUAUUAUUAUUUUUGUUCCUCCCAUUAGGACAGGGAUUGUAAUGGAAUCAACUUAAUGUAGUUCUUACAAAAUGGAUGUCCACAAUGGAUGUACACCAUAAUCUACCUAAAAAACCUACCUCUCUUAGCUCAGAUUUUUUUCAGCAUUAAGCAUUUGCCUCUGUUUUUACUUUUGUAAUAUUUGUAUUCAUGUUGGUAUUUAUUGCUGUCUAAUGAGUCAUACUUCAAUGAUUACCUCAGAGAUAUCUCACAGAUUUGGGAGAGUCCAGCUAAUGAAGUCAUUCAUAGUUUUUUUUUUUUUUGUUUUGGUUUUUUUGGGGGGUUUUUUUGUACAGUUUUUUUCUUUCUCAGACUUUGCAUUGCCUAUUUUUUUUUUUUUUUUUUUUUUUUUUUUUUUUUUUUUUUAACGCACAAAAUACCAGGAGUGUUUUUUAAUAUAGUGCCUGCACUCUGACCAACGGGGCUCAGACUGGCUAGGAUGAGGCUGCAUUUACUCCAGAAGAGACAUCCUCCUCUGCAUCUUUGUCCUUUUGCUCUGUCCUUGGGAUAUCUAUGUAGUUUUCAGCAACAGACACAAUUAAUCUUGUUGCCACGUUGCUGAUAUCUACCUUUUAUGUUUAUAGUUUUUAAGGGCAAACUGAACAGGAGAGCUUUGUGGAGUGAAUGCAGCUGUGUGUAGAAGGAACAACCUGAAAGACUUUGUGGCAGUAGGAGAAAUGAGAGGUAUGUUUGCGCUCCACUUGGUACUGUUAGCAUGGUCUUUGCUCUGUAGUACACCAUCCUUACCUUGUCUCUCUUAUUUGCCCCGUCAUUUCCUCCAUACCCUCUCCGUGUCUUCACCUCUCCUUCUGUCCUAAAGUCUUCUCCCGCACCUUCAUCAUUCCCUGCCAAUGUUUGGUCAAACGAGGGGAAUUGGGAGGGGUGAAAAUCCUCAGUAUCCAUGCAAUGCUGCUUUUAUCUCAAGUAUCACCAAGUCGUGUGUUAUUGACACUACAUAAUGCAGGCAUCAUCCAAAGUGUCGGCCCCCAGUGGCGCGACAAGCCUCAUUGGAAGAUUGUGUCUUUUGAAACGUACGCAACUUAGUGGUGCUUAUUUGGGGGAAAAAAAACAAAACAAAUUCCAUUCAGAUCCGAGUAUCAUGUUAACGGAGCAACUACUCACUUUGGUGAAUUUAAACCAAGUUUUUUUUGUAUUCAUGUCAAACUGCUUCAGGUAAACACUGAAUGAAAUUAGAGAGUUUUAUUGAUCAGUCAAUACUGAGGAACAAUGUCGCCAUGGUCACAUCUACCCUGAGCUGUGUGCCAUAACAUGACCUUUUUGAUGCAGGGGAGGGUGUUAAUGAAGCUGGCUUCAGAUGUUCCCCAGCUUAAUUUGAAUGGGAAGGUUGUCUGAGUGUUAGAUUGGCUUCUGACUUAGUACUCUGUCAGCCACGUUUAUUGAUCUUUUAUAAGGAAUAAAAUCUGAAUUUGGCAUUGAAUUCUAACCCUGCAUUGUGAACCCAAAUCAUGCCACAUUCAAUUAAAAUGCCUGAACCAACAAAAGCACUUAAUGUAAUGUUUGUAACACAUGCAUACUGAUGAAUCUACUAGCCAUAAACUGCCUGUGUAGGUCAGCAUGAUAUGGCUGCAAUUAUUAUUAUUAUUAUAAGUCACCUAAAUUCUAAUGUAAUUGCAAUUUAUCUUUUGUCUCAUUUUUUUUCAAAGAUCUUCUUUUUUCUAUUAUAAAUUGGUGUUUAUGUAAUGUUAUUUUUGUCAGAUGUUUUGCAAAUCAAAAAUAAACAGUUGUACAUAG